This is a messenger RNA of Cydia strobilella, 4370 nucleotides long. Its product is annotated as zinc finger protein 117-like. NCBI's taxonomy places the organism in Eukaryota, Metazoa, Arthropoda, Insecta, Lepidoptera, Tortricidae. Gene Ontology annotation, biological process: regulation of transcription by RNA polymerase II. Gene Ontology annotation, molecular function: zinc ion binding; DNA-binding transcription activator activity, RNA polymerase II-specific; RNA polymerase II cis-regulatory region sequence-specific DNA binding. The record is from RefSeq and is a predicted model, not a curated record. The transcript is spliced from 12 exons. Bases 321 to 2501 code for a protein of 726 amino acids. Gene Ontology annotation, cellular component: nucleus.
CUAUUUACAAUUUGGAUGAAAAUCUAUAGAUACAUAGUAAUUCCAAUACGACAGUAUUUUUUAUAAGAGAUAAUAAAAUUUCUCUGGCUAUUUAGUAAUCCUCGUGACAUUCAGCGUUCAAAUCUUAAAAGCAGCGACUACUUGUCUCAUAAAUCUCAUAUUAUCCGAGUUAAUCCACAAAAUAUUUAGUGCCCGCUGCCCUUGUGCCGUGAAGAUCACUGGAUUUUUGCGUGUAUUUUUGUUUGUAUAUAAAAUAAAUGUAGUCUAAUAAUAGGUAAGGACUUUAAUUUAUGAUAUUUUAGUAGUAAAAAUCAAGAAAAAUGACUUCAUCAGUGUUGAGUGAGGACCCAGUGAAGUUGGAAGUGACUAACGAAUCUUUCCAAGCCUGCAGAGUCUGCCUGGCGUGGGAUGUCAAACUGUACAGUAUCCAUGAAUGGGGGCUGAGUGAAGUAUUCAUGGAGAUUAUGGGAACAACAUUAUCUAUGUGGGAUGGGCUGCCACAACACCUGUGCGCGUGGUGCCGCGCGCAGCUGGCGCGGGCGCAGGCGCUGCGCGCGCGCGGCCGCCGCGCCGACGCGCUGCUUAAGCAGGCACUUGUACACCAGCACUUUAUUACAGACACUUUCAUUCGCACCAUUGACCGCUCAAUGCACAGAUUGACAAACACACUCUCUUGUCAUAGAAGUUCAAGAAAUGUGAUCGAAAUUUCUGUCUAUGAUAAAACAUCAUUAGAUGAUGAUAGUAAAAUCGAAUGUAAAGAUAUAAUACAAAAGAAUGACACAGAACAUGACAAGCCAGAACUUUAUUUAAACUGGAAUGAUGAUGAUGAUUUUCCAAACAAACUUAGCUCUGAUCCUGAUGAUAAUUAUGAACAAGAUAACAUUAAUUUAGAUAAAGUUAAGAAUAAAAUCACUAAAAAAGAUGCUACAAAUAACUUAACAAGAGUAGAAAUAGUAGAAAUGAAUUUAGAACCGCAAGAUUUAAUAAUCGAAGGAAAGACUCGAAAACGACCAGUUAGACAGAAAAUUGGAAAGAAAGUGAAAGAAAAAGUUACAGUGAAAAAAAGUAAAGCAAAAGUAAAAAAUACAUCACAAGUUAAAAGUAAAGCAAAAGUUAAAGAUACUCCAGCCGAAGAUAUAGAGAGAGAAGAUGGCACAGUAAAAGUAAGAAAGAGAAAGCCGCAACGAUUCAUUGAAAAGUUAGGGACGGAAGAAGAAAUCAGAGAAUUUGAAAAGAAAUACAAUUUUCAAGUGCAGAAUUUGACAGAAGAGGAAAUGGCGAAAGACAUGGAAGAAAGAAAGAAGUCGGAUAACUACCUUAAUGGAAUGUAUAAGUGUGAUCUAUGUUAUAAAGGAUUCCUGACACAUACUUCUUAUAAUAACCAUUUGAAGUCACAUGAUGUGACGCGCGGCGAACACGAAUGCCAGUUCUGCCACCUGCGUUACCACACGCCGGGCAAGCUGCGAGAUCAUAUGCGAAACGCGCAUCGUCUGAAAUUCCUCUGCGCCGUGUGUAGCAAGUUCAUGGCCGGACUGCAGUGCGCCAUUCUGCACGCCGCGUUCCAUUCGGGCACAACGUUCCAGUGCGCGCACUGCGAUAAACAGUUCCUAAAGAAGACAUCGCGCUCAACGCAUAUGCGCAUAACGCACCCGCUCGAGAACGCGAACAUCGGGACAUGCGAACUGUGCGGAGAGAUAUUCACGAGCCGACAGGGACUUAAAAUGCACAAAACCAGGAGCCAUAGAGAGUCUCUGGACCGCAGCCUGUUCUGCCGCAAGUGCCGCCUGCAGUUCGAGAGCCAGGAGGCUCUGCUGCAACACAAGGAGCAACAGCCCGGGAAGCGGUGCCACAAUAAGAAGAGUGCGUGCCAGCAGUGCGGCGCGCUAUUCAAGACGGAGGAGGGCUUGAUACAACACAAGCACGAGAUACACGGCGUCGAACUCUUCACAUGUGACGCGUGCAACAAAUCGUUCCUGUCAAAAAUGUCACUGUCAGUGCACAUCGACCGCCUUCACCUGAACAUCAAACCCGGCUCAGGACGACAGCAGUACUACGCGCGGCUGCAAAGAAAGAGGGGGGACAAGCCCAAAGGGACUCAGCCUAGGGAAAAGAAAAACGUUUGCGAGGUGUGCGGGAAAUCCUUCACGUGCCUGUCAGUGUUGAAAACGCACCAGUUGGACCACACAGGGGACCGGCCGUUCAAAUGCCCGCAGUGCCCCAAAGCGUACUUGUAUGCCUGGCAGCUAAGGAACCACAGCGACUGCGUGCACCGCCGCAUCCGCAAGUGGCGCUGCUCCGAGUGCCCGAAGACCUUCCUGCACCAGUCCUCCGUGUACGUGCACAAGCUGAUCCACACGGGUAAGCGCACGCACAUGUGCAGUUACUGCGGCAAAGCGUUCCUGCAGUCCGGCUCGCUGUACACGCACGUCAAGUACGUGCACCUCAAGGUCAAGCCUCCCCCGCGCAAACGGAACAAGAAGGAAGCCAAACCGUGCCUGUGAGAACCAACAAAUUACUACCCAAUGUCUACUCGUUAUCAGAACUAUUUAUUUUAAACUACCCUAGUAGCAGUGACGUCAUACGUCAUAAUGACGUCAUUUAUACGUCAUAAUGACGUAACGGACGUCACAAUGACGUAUAAAUGCUACAUGGGUAGCGACCCGCCCCGGCUUCGCACGGGUAGUUCAACUGAUUUACCUUUACAAAUUAUACACAUAAAUCUUCCUCUUGAAUCACUCUAUCUAUUAAAAAAAACCACAUCAAAAUCCGUUGCGUAGUUUUAAAGAUCUAAGCGUACAUAGGGACAGACAUACGAGACAGCGGAAAGCGACUUUGUUUUAUACUAUGUAGUGAAGAGUUGUAAAAUCUAAGCCAUUUUGAUAAUUAAACUAGAUGGCGCUGUACGAUGCCAUGUUGAAUUUCUUUAUUUUUCGCCCAAUCGCGUUUAAAAUCGAUAUCUCAGGAUCCAAGAGGUCACUGUUUACGAAUCUACAAUAAAAAAUUGCUGAAAUAGCAGACAUGAAAAAAUAGUGUGUGCGUGUAAUCGAUUGAAGUAAAACUUCUUUACGUUUAUCGCUAUGUUGGCACUUUGACGUGUGUCACUACUGAGCGUUACUUCCGUCAGAAAAUGUCUGAGUUACCCUCUAGUCGCGCCUAAAGAAGUUUUACUUCAAAAAUGUGCUGUGAUGACUGAGUUGUACAGCGCCAUCUAUAUUAGCUAUCAAACGCAACGCACGAAUUUGUCUCAGCCUUUGCACAUCUUAGGGGGCCCACUGAUUACCACUCCGCCGGACGAUAUCAGCCUGUCAGUUAGAACAAAAAGUUGACAGUUCCAAACAACUGACAGGCCAGAGACUGCAGGCGGACUGGUAAUCAGUCCCUUCGUGCAUAAUAAAUUGUUGAUCAUCAUUAUAUCAGCCUGACGUUCCCUGCUGGACAUACAAGGAUCUCCACAACGACCAAACUGCGAUAGGAAACAGAUCCUCAGUCCAUAUCUUGCUAUUUCCGGUUCCGGAACUAGAAGGGAGUAAAAACAAGUUAACCUUUUGACCAGUAAAUGACUUCAACUGACAACCCAAUAUCAACCUUCGUGCCUUCCAACAAGGUUUAGAAUGACGCGCCGCAUACUAUAGGCGUGGCGUUUACAUGGAUAAUGAGAAAUCCAUACUAAUAUUAUAAAUGCGAAAGUCUGUCUGUGUGUUCCCUCUUCACGCUUAAACCGCUGAAUCGAUUUAGAUGAAAUUUGGCAUAGAGAUAGGUUGAGUCCCUGAGAAGGACAUAGGAUAGUUUUUAUCCCAAAAAUCAUCAUUUAAGAAAGUAAAAAGCGGGGUGGAAUUGAGAUAAUUAACGAAGUGCCUGCUAAUUUGUGUGCAUAAUAUGCCCAAAUUUAGAUUGCUAUGAGAUUUUCUCCAGGCGCAUUCUUACUCUAGCUGCGGUUACUAAGUCCACGCAGACGAAGUCGCGGGCAAAAGCUAGUAUUAUAAAUGCGAAAGUCUGUCUUUCUGUCUGUGUGUUCCCUCUUCACGCUUAAACCGCUGAAUCGAUUUAGAUGAAAUGUGGCAUAGAGAUAAGUUGAGUCCCUGGGAAGGACAUAGGAUAGUUUUUAUCCCAAAAAUCAUCCCUUAAGAAAGUAAAAAGCGGGGUGGAAUUGAAUUAAUGAAGUGCCUGCUAAUUUGUGUGCAUAAUAUGCUCAAAUUGAAUUAUUGCUAUGAGAAUUUUUCCAGGCGCUACUUUAGCUGCUGUUACUAAGUACGCAGACGAAGUCGCGGACAAAAGCUAGUAAUGUAUUAUAAGUAAACUGUUGUAAUGUAUACAAAUUGUUGUAGAUGUAGCUAUUUGUGAGAUUUGGUUUGUAUACCCUCUAAGUGUAU